This is a messenger RNA of Striga hermonthica, 1155 nucleotides long. The record is from the annotation of a GenBank genome assembly. Lineage: Eukaryota; Viridiplantae; Streptophyta; Magnoliopsida; Lamiales; Orobanchaceae.
AUGGAUUCACGCAACAGCGGGAGUCCGCAGUCGUCGAGCGGCGGCGAGGAGGAGUACGACUCACGCGCCGCCGGAGGCUCCAUCUCCGCUUUCAUGAGCGGCGGCGGAGGACCCAUCUCCAACCCGCCGCCGCCGCCGCUCUUCGACCCGUUCAGCAACUAUCUCCACCUCCACCAGAACUCAAACCCAUCACCACCCCUUGGCCCGAACCCAGAUUGGGCCCGGAUCACCUCCAUUAAACCCGACCCGACAAAUCCCCCCAACGCCCGCGACGGCGCCAACCUGCUCCCCGGCUCAUCCACCAUCACGCCGCCACCGCCGGACCCGAACAGACCCGCGGCCCGAAACCCGAAGAAGCGGACACGGGCCUCCCGGAGGGCCCCCACCACCGUUCUCACGACCGACACCACCAACUUCCGGGCCAUGGUCCAAGAAUUCACCGGAAUUCCUGCGCUGCCGUUCGACGGCGGCCCCUGCCCCGGCCCGUCCUUCACCCGAGCCCGGACGGACCUCUUCGGCCCGUCGAGGUCCGCUGCCUCCUUCGCCCAGAAGAGCCACCCGCCGCCCCUCCCCUUCCUCGCGGCCACCAACUCCGUCGUCACCUCGAGCACCGCCGCCGGAGCUUCCACAUCGAAUCCCACCGUCUUCCAGAACCCAUUUCUCGCCAAUCUCCUCCAACCGAACCCCAAAUUCCCGUUCCCCGACCACCCGCCGGCGCAGUUCACCUUGGCCGGCCAGCACGGGCACGGUUUCUUGUCCUCCGAUGACCGGAAUAACUCGGGAAAGGACAAGGAAGAAAGUGAAGAGCAUAGUCUUAACCUGAGGCCCUUGAAUGGCGGAUUUGAUUUCCUUGACGGCGGCGGAGGGAAGCGGCCGGAGAGUAACAGUGCAGCCGGAGAAGAGAAGCUAAAAUUGGAGGUAAACUCACCUUCAAUCAAGACCUACGGGCAAAAGACACCAAUUGCGAGCCAAUCGGUGACCAAAGAGCCCGCCACCUCCAAUCGCAAGAACACCGGCGGAGAAGGGUUGGGCAUACGGACAAGCUUCAGCUCACAGCAGCAACACCAGAGUUCUGGGACGAUAGAGGAGGGGCGGCGGUCGAACGCGACCACCGGCCGGCGUCGUACUGCCGUCGAGGAAGGCGACGCGAUAUAG